Messenger RNA from Vigna unguiculata (cowpea), 2952 nucleotides. Its product is annotated as type IV inositol polyphosphate 5-phosphatase 7-like. NCBI's taxonomy places the organism in Eukaryota, Viridiplantae, Streptophyta, Magnoliopsida, Fabales, Fabaceae. Gene Ontology annotation, biological process: phosphatidylinositol dephosphorylation. The record is from RefSeq and is a predicted model, not a curated record. Gene Ontology annotation, molecular function: phosphatidylinositol-3,4,5-trisphosphate 5-phosphatase activity; inositol-polyphosphate 5-phosphatase activity; phosphatidylinositol-4,5-bisphosphate 5-phosphatase activity.
UCGAUACUUUGUUUCCUGUGGUUGCAGAGAACGAGGAGCCUCUCUCUCUGUCUCUCUUUCUCUCUCUUUCUCCCUCCCUCCCUCUAUAUGCUUGCUGCAUUGUCUUCUUCUAAUACUUCAGAAUCUCUUUUCACUUCCACGCAUUAAAGUGUUGUCUCUCUCUUCAGUUGGUGGCGCUUGCUUUCAUAUUUAUGGGAGUUUGUUUCCAUGUUCUUAUACUUUCUAGUAGUAGUGUUGCAAGAGCUCGUACAUAGCGCACCAGAAGAGGAAACCAAGGAAACACACACAACGCAUUUUCCCCUCUUUUCUUUAACUUUCUCGGCUUCAUUAAUUAACCUAUUUUCUCUCCAAUUGAGAACAACAAGCGACCCUCGUCUUCUUCCUCAGCUCCAAAACAUAGAUACAUAGUGUGGAGAUUGGAGAAGGGGCUUCCCAACCAAUGAUACUUUGCUAUUUCAAAUUCAAAGAAGUUUUGGAUCUAUAGAUAUACUUCUAAGCUGCACAGAAAUAUAUCAGAGAGCUUCAAGAGCUGCAUGAAGUAGAAGUUUGCGAAAAUGAGAGAUGAGAAUUCCAAGAAAAGCAAGCUCUCAUGGUCAAAGAAAAUGGUCAGGAAGUUCUUUAAUAUCAAAUGCAAGACUGAUGAUUCCCAAGCAGACGGUGCUACUUAUGGAGGUGGUGACGUGGAAUGCAGAAGUAGGAAUAGCUUCUCUGAGAGAGAGCCAUGCACAAUCAAAAAGAGCAAAACAGAGAAGUUUAGCAGAAGCACAGAUCAGGGCAGGCGAGCAAGAAUGAAUCUUGACCACCCUCGAAUUAUAGAUGUGCAGAAUUACAGCAUUUUUGUAGCUACGUGGAAUGUAGCUGGAAGAUCCCCUCCAAGUACUUUGAAUUUAGAUGAUUGGCUUCACUCUUCAUCACCCGCUGACAUUUAUGUUCUUGGAUUUCAAGAGAUAGUUCCUUUGAAUGCUGGUAAUAUCUUAGGGGCAGAAGACAAUGGCCCUGCUAAAAAAUGGUUGGCUCUCAUCAGAAAGACUUUAAACAAUCUUCCUGGCAGCAGUGGAAGUAGUGGGUGCUAUACACCAUCUCCCAUACCUCAGCCAGUUGUGGAGCUGAAUGCAGAUUUUGAGGGAUCAGCAAGGCAGAAGAACUCAUCUUUCUUCCAUAGGCGAUCAUUCCAGACAACUUCUAGUGGUUGGGGAAUGGACAAUGAUCCUUCAGUUGUGCAGCCGCGGCUGGAUCGAAGAUACAGCGUUUGUGAUCGUGUAAUUUUUGGUCACAGGCCAAGUGACUUUGAUCCCAGUUUUAGAUGGGGCUACAGGCCUAGUGAUUAUUCCAGGGCAAGUGACUACUCAAGACCAAGUGACUACUCAAGAUGGGGUUCAUCUGACGAUGACAAUGGCCUUGGGGAUUCACCAAGUACAGUCUUAUUUUCCCCAAUGUCCCGUGGUGGAGGUGGACCUUCCUUUAAUGAAGAGGGAUAUGCCAUGCCAGGUCACUCAAGGUACUGCCUUGUUGCUAGUAAGCAAAUGGUGGGAAUAUAUCUUACAAUAUGGGUGAGAAGUGAACUGAAAGAUCAUGUUCAAAACAUGAAAGUGUCUUGUGUUGGCAGAGGAUUGAUGGGCUAUCUGGGAAACAAGGGAUCCAUCUCAAUUAGUAUGUCUUUGCAUGAAACAAGCUUUUGCUUUAUCUGUAGCCAUUUAACCUCCGGACAGAAAGAGGGUGAUGAACUAAGAAGAAAUUCUGAUGUUAUGGAGAUUCUUAAAAAGACAAGGUUUCCUCGUGUUCAAGGUGUGGACAAUGAUAAGUCUCCACAGACAAUCCUUGAUCAUGAUCGAAUUAUAUGGCUUGGAGAUUUGAACUACCGGAUUGCGCUCUCCUACCGUUCUGCUAAGGCACUUGUUGAGAUGCAAAAUUGGAGAGCAUUGUUAGAGAAUGAUCAAUUGAGAAUAGAGCAGAAAAGAGGUCGUGUGUUUCUGGGGUGGAAUGAAGGAAAGAUAUAUUUUCCUCCAACGUACAAGUAUUCAACUAAUUCAGAUAGAUAUGCUGGAGACGAUAUGCACCCCAAAGAGAAAAGGAGAACCCCUGCUUGGUGUGACCGUAUUUUGUGGUAUGGAGAAGGUCUACAUCAGUUGUCGUAUGUCCGUGGGGAAUCAAAGUUUUCAGAUCACAGACCUGUCUAUGGCAUAUUUUGGGCUGAGGUUGAGUCAGCUCAUGGCAGAUUGAAGAAAACAAUGAGUUGUUCUCGUUCAAGAAUUGAGGUGGAGGAACUUCUGCCAUAUUCCGGUGGAUAUACUGAACUGAGUUUUUUCUAAACGAGUUUGGGAUAUGAGACGUGUCCUUCCAUAUUCAGCAAUUGGUCCCCCAUUACCAUGCUGGAAUUACUUUGAAGAAAACUCAUUCAUGGAGGGAGAUAGGGACAACCCAUUUCCCACAUACCGAAAAAGCUUAUAAUCUGUAGUUUUGGUGCUACAGCCAUGCCUUGCCUAACACAUGAUCAGUACAGUACAUCAUCAUAAUCUUGGUAGCUACUCAUACACCAGCUUCGGUAAUGUGCAUAUUUUGAUACCCAACUAACGUACACUCAACCUUUCAGUGUCUCACCAUACUUUGAUCGUUAACUGUCCUUCACAGUCAUCAGGAAGUUGAUUUUUUUAUUCAAGAUUUUUUAAUUGUUUCUGGAGAAUAUAUAUGAUGACUGAAUGAAGGUGGAAGGCUUGUCAGAAUAAUCAAUUGGGCACUAACAUUUUUUUAAUGCGCAGAAAAGAAACUGAGUUUAUUUUUUUCUUUUCCUUUUUGAUCCUGAGAAAAUGAGUUUGAUGUAUAGUGGUUGCCUAUGUACUUGAGGAAAAAUACGAACAAACAAAAAAUGAUUGAUGUUCAUUAUAGAAUUUGAGAGGCUCUCUUGCUCAGUCCAUUAUUGAAAUUUUACUGAUAAAGGUAACUUUGACACCAAAA